CUGACGCUGCGCCCCUCCGAGUAUCCCCAGACGGACGACUUCAACACCUUGUGCAGCCGCCCCGCGACAAAAUAAUCUUUCGAAACGCACUGUCUUCAAACCACACAUCCGUAUCAGCAUCUUCCCAAUACCCAUUUACAUUAAAGCGCGUAGAUCAUGACUUUUCUGUCGGCUGCGUCUCUUGUUGACGACGCUACACGUGCGACUGUAGCUCUCAAAUCGAAAGCAACUGGAAGAUACGUAGGCCGCUUUGGAAAAUUCGGGCCCCAUUGCUGGGACGUCAAAGAGUCGAUUCGCAACCUUUACGACAAACACAUCAGACCUGCGAUACUCCAACGUCUGGACGGUCGUAUUGGUUCAGUCUCCAGCCAAGACUCCGUCUCAAUAACAGUAUAUAUGAUAGGCAGAAGAGCGAAUUCUGCUGUACCAACAGUACUGUUCGUUUCCGAAAAUCAAGGUCAACGAAAAGAAGCUCGAAAGCUAAUCAAAGGAUCUGGCAUUCUCGGUGAGCACCAAGGUUGGAAGACAGCCGAAGCCGCGAAAGAUCCUAGCUGGGGAGGAGAACUGGAACAACUCGCAUCAGGUCCCAAUGUGAGUAAGAUCGACUGCACAGAGAGCCCAACCAGUUUACACCAGUAUUAUCCUGGCCGCGACACAGACAUGGAACAACUUCUACGAGAUGUUCGCAUGGACAACAUCGAUCACACUAAGAGUCCAUCCACUCAAGUCUUCUAUGAUCCUUCGCAACCCCUUCGAUCACGAGGCCUGACUUUGUAUGUCUCCCAUGGUUCAGGUCUUCGGAUCAUAACAGCGAAUCUCUUGCGAGCAAAUGGGAAAAUAUAUUACCAGGGCCCUGCGCACGCAUUCUUUGAAAAGAUCGACGGAUUGUCAGUGCACUCUGUCGACUCAGCCGAUGACUUUGAAUUCGACAUCGAUGAUGAGACCGAAACAAUCUGGGCGGAUGACGAUACUGUGGCACUUUCCAUUCCAGAGCUUGACUGCCAAGUUUCUGCAGCUUGGUCUUCUGACGAUUCAGAGGAUCUCGACCCCGUCUUUCCGCAGGAUAGUGACGAUGAUACUUCCUCGCAAUCAAGCCUCGAAACAAUGGAUCAAGACGUUACUGAUCCUGCGACCACCUACGAGGAGACAUCCGAAGUGGUGUUUGCACACGUUUCCAACUUCAAGACUCGAGCACCUGCCCCUGAGCCGUAUGUACCAGCUCUGGAGUCUCUUCUUCCGUUCGGUGUCUUGUCAAAGUGGUCCACCGACAAGGACUGGGCGCUGAUAGAAGUACUCGUUGCUGCAGAGUCCGAAGUCUCAGCGUACUUUGCAUCGACCUCUCAUGACAUGAGCACGAUGAGAAUAGCGCGACCCAGCUCAGUAGGAGCGGCUGUGGAAUCAUAUACGGCCUCCGGCGGGAGGAUUACCGGCAAUAUCGCUGCCACACCGUCUGAUCUUCUGGUUCCACGCGGGAGAUCAUUCCAAGAGGUCUUCUCGGUCAGACUUGACGGACCUCUUGCAGAUGGCGACUGCGGCUCAGCUGUGAUUGAUGCGCUUACUGGUGAGCUUUACGGUCACAUAGUUGCGGGUUGUCGAGCCAGUGGCUUCGCUUAUGUCAUGGCUGCGUCUCAUACUAUGCCCGAGAUUAGAAGAAUGCUGUCAAGUCCCACUACAGUGUCGACGGACGUGGCGACAAACACGUCAAACUCUUUCGACCCAACAUCCCUUGAUCUGGCGAGAGGACCGGGUACCGGUUUAAUCACUGAUGCGAUUGACACCGCACAGUGGUUCAACUGCAUCUCAAGGGACUAUGGGUUCACAUCAGCAAAUUAUGUUGGCUUCCCCACAUUUAGUUUGAUGGACACUAUGGCGCCAGAUGAACUAUUGUCUCCUUGCGCGAAAGCAUGGUUAGGAUAUGAUUCAUAUGAUGGUGGAAUGUUGGAUCCUUCCCGCCCUCCCCAGUUGAACACGACCUUCGCCUAUACACAAUGCGGAGAAACUGAACUUGGCGAAUUUGGGGCCUGGUCUACCGAUUAUGAUAUAUACGAUCCAUUUAAGGUAGAUCGGUCCAGCAUUGGCGGGCGCCGCAACCGGAGCCAGGAAAUCGAAGCUUGGUUCGAUGAGGUUGUCGCUCAAGCCCCAUGCAGGAUCACCCCUGGCCAGAACGUCGAAGUGCUGGUGAUUCGUUGGCAUGACUGGAAGAGCAACUCGCAUAAGCAAGAGGUUGAAACUAUUCGUGCACUGUUCGACGAGCGCUUCCGCCUCGACGUUAGAUGUCACAUAGUGCAGUUGCCUCAUAGCGGUGACCUUCAAGCGAAGGCAGACGCUAUUAUCGCGAGACACGCAUCCAGAUGUGAAGACACGGGCACUCGUAUGUUUGUGUAUCACUUAGGGCGACAAACUGACGCAUCAGAUGAAUCAGUUCUGAGGUAUAGUCAGGGUCUCGGACGCCGCACAUCAAAACUGGGAGAUUUGCCUACUUUUCGUCGCUCUUCUACAAUUGCUGGGGGUGACUUUGUAGAAACGUUUUACCAGAAGCAGGAGCAUACCCCGUACAGUCUACAGUGCGAUAACAACUUCACUGGUCUCUAUCGCAAAGGUAAUCAUGCUCGGCACACACGACCAAAUGACCAGGCACGACAAUCCCGCAAAGUCGUCCAGCAGACACGCCACCGAUUCUCCGAUCAAUCCUUCACAUCCUCAACCGGAAUGUGCGGGUACUGUCAAGAGGGUAGAGAGCGACAUAGAACAUCCUUGCAUCUGGUGCCUCAUCACAAUCCGGCACCCGAUUGCUUGUGUGAUUCGGAGAUACACGCUUCUUCCAGCCCUCGACCGGACAAUUGUAGCGCAGCGGGAACUCCUAAUUGUCCCGGACACUUGUCCCUUCGAGAGUGUCAUACCCGUGGUCACUAUUGUGACAGCCUGGAACCUGGAGCCGGAUAUCAGUCGCCCCAAAUCUGCCAUCAUCGUUACCAUCGGCCAGCAGAUCCCGCGAUAGGUCGCUCAACUUCCCACCACGGAAUGUCAACCUGGUACUGCUGUCAAUGCACUCGGGCGAGCGAUGCAUCGACAAUUUGCGAUCCGGGUUCUCAUUGUACAGGCAUGCUUUGGGACUGCAGUGACUGUGGAGAUGGUAAUCGUGGAUUGGGAAGUCAGUAGAUUGGUCUUUUGCUCGAAAUGAGUGUAUACCCCUGGUUAUGGGUAUCAUGGGCAUAUACAUCUUGUACUUCUUUACUUUGUUGAGGUUGUUUUGAGCGGCGUUUUUUGCACUUUCUGUUCGAGCUGGAAACUAUCGGCGUCCAGUGUCCAUGAUCGAUAGUGACUCCAUUACGGCACUACUAUUGCAUGUCAGUCU
Boeremia exigua is the source of this 3355-nucleotide messenger RNA. RefSeq lists its product as uncharacterized. Bases 157 to 3159 code for a protein of 1000 amino acids. The transcript has 3 exons. NCBI's taxonomy places the organism in Eukaryota, Fungi, Ascomycota, Dothideomycetes, Pleosporales, Didymellaceae. The record is from RefSeq and is a predicted model, not a curated record.